AGUUAUGAAGGACAAGAGAGUGUGGUGAUUAACGACUUCUGUCUGCUUCUGCGCGCUGGCUCCAGUUCAGCUCUUCUACUUAAAAACCAUGUAACUGUAAGAAAAUCAGUUCAUCACUCGGAGCAUCAGUUCCUCAUGUGUGAAGUGAAGAUAAGGACUCAAGAAGUCUGAAGAGAACUGGGUAAAUUUUCCUUGGCAUGCGGCAAUUCUUUAACGCUAGGUAAUAUGAAACACGAGGCAUCUUCAAAUCUAUAAAUGUCAGUAAAUGAGGAACUAGUGCUAGAUUAAAAACAGAAAGCAAAAGUUUCCUUGAAUUGACAUCUACACUCAAAAGGAAGUUAAUGCCUAUAAAAGGGAGGCUCUAGGGCUUAGGAUCAGGGUCUGGAGAAGUGGGUGUCUGAGGCGCCAUGUCGGGCCGGGAAGGUGGCAAAAAGAAGCCCCUGAAACAGCCCAAGAAGCAGGCCGAGGAAAUGGACGAGGAAGACACGGCUUUCAAGCAGAAACAAAAAGAGGAGCAGAAGAAAGUGGAGGAGCUAAAAGCCAAGGCCGCGGGGAAGGGACCCCUGGCCACAGGUGGAAUUAAGAAAUUUGGCAAAAAGUCAGCUGUUCCUCAUAUCUGAGAUGAUGGUGACCCUCUUCCAUUCCUAUUUAAACACCUGGAUUCCCUGCCAUAGCAUCUUUGCCAUCUACAGCUAGAAUGAAGUGUUAUCCUGGAAGCCUGUUAAACAUCUGGAUUCCCUACUAUAACAUCAUUGCCACCUAUAGUUAGAAUGAAGUGUUAUCCUGGAGCCUGUUGUACAUUGUAAUAAA
Messenger RNA from Myodes glareolus (Bank vole), 810 nucleotides. Lineage: Eukaryota; Metazoa; Chordata; Mammalia; Rodentia; Cricetidae. The record is from RefSeq and is a predicted model, not a curated record.